CGCGGCUGCAGCGCUGGAACUUGCCAGACGACAGGCGGGACUCGGAGACGCUCCUUUCGGCUGCUGUCGGUCCGUUGGUCCAUCCCGGUUCCUAUUGUCUCCCCGUUUCCACUCCUUCCAGACGAACCCGGAGACGACUCCCCAAACUUGGCCGCUUUUCUUCCUCCUCUCGGACCCGCGGCGCGUUUUUUUUUUUUUCCUUCUUUUUUUGGAGACUUGGCUGAGAAUUGAACCGUCUCCGUGCGCGAAAUUUGGACACGUUCCUCUGUGUGUGUGUGUGUUUGUGUUUUUAUUUUAACACAAUUUCCAGCGGAGACCCGGUGAAUGAAGGGGCCAACGGCUGAGUGGUGCUGGUGAUCUGGGAAUCCGCUCCGGUGAAAUUUUACGCACCGUUCCGUGUCUGGAUAAGAUCCGGUGGAUGAGUGCGGCGGUGUGUUGGAGGUACAGACGCGGGGCUUUUGGUGAAGGAUGCUCCGUUACUGCCCCUGAGAGGAGCGGGAGGAGAGGAGAGGCUGGAACCACUUUCACUUGUUUUCUCCACCCUGGAACAAAUUAGGCUGCUUCCAUCAGCCCAGCACCAGGAUUAUUUCAUCUGGGGGGUAAAUCCGGCUCAUCUCACAUCUGGUGUCUUCUGGAUUCAGCUCCAAUGAGGAUCACUGGAAAGUCUGUUAUUUAACAGGAAUCCGGUUCAGAUGCAGCUGAUCUGAAGCCUCCGUCUCUGUGGAACUUGACCCUCCAAAAGGUCCACCUUCGCCCCCCAACAUCUUCCAACCCUCGACCCCCCCAUGUGUUCUGGAGCUCCUCAGACUGGUAGUGUCUGAAUGAAGUAGUAGCCGCCAGAAAGCUUGCUGCUCCCCGAGGCUUCCAGCCGGGCUGCCGGCCAGCCAGACGGCCCUCUGGAGGGUUCCUUUGGAUCUUGAAGCGGAGGUUCUGGGCCCCACGUGGACGCCAUGGGCUGCUGUAGCGGCAGGUGCACCUUGGCCUUCAUCUGUGGCAUGCAGCUGGUGAGUGUGUUGGAGCGGCAGGUGAUCGACUUCCUGGGCUACCAGUGGGCUCCGAUCCUCACCAACUUCCUGCACAUCAUCGUGGUCAUCCUGGGCCUGUUCGGUACUGUCCAGUUCAGGCCCAGAUACGUCACCGGGUACGCCGCCUGGCUCGUCGUCUGGAUGACCUGGAACGUUUUCAUCAUCUGUUUCUACCUGGAGGUCGGAGAUUUGUCCAGAGACUCGGACCUGGUCCUGACCUUCAACCUGUCCAUGCAUCGGUCCUGGUGGAUGGAGAACGGGCCGGGCUGCAGGGUCACCCCCAUCCUGCCUCCUCCCUCCUGGGCGCCAGAGGACCACCGGUAUAUUUCUAUAUCCGGCUGUCUGAUGGACUUCCAGUUCAUCGAGGUGGCUCACUCCUCGCUGCAGAUACUCCUGGCUUUGGUGGGUUUCAUCUACGCCUGCUACGUGGUCAAACUCAUCUCUGAAGAAGAAGACAGCUUUGAUUUUAUAGGAGGGUUCGACUCGUACGGCUACCAGGGGCCUCAGAAGACCUCCCACCUGCAGCUACAGCCCAUGUACAUGUCCAAAUAAACCCAGAAGCUUCUCCAGGAGUUCUGCCUUACCGACGACCCACUUCUCCAAGCCCUGCUCCGUCUGAACAAACAGAUUCCUGAUCGACCUGAACUUCUCCGUCUGCCCGGCUGGAGUUCCUGAUGAAACAGCGGCCUCGUGUGGUCGGACUCGGUAACUGCAGGACGCCGCUCCUGGACUCCUGACGUUCCCUCAGGCUCCGAAUGUGAAUAUCCAUACUGUCGCCUGACCAAAGAGCUCAACCCAGACAAACAUCUUCUUCUCCUUCUUCUUCUUCUGCUCUCGGUGCCUGACGGAUCUCACACCGGACUUCCAGCUGAACUACCGAUGGACGAAUGUUUGUCUCUUUUUUUGUUUUUCUAGAACCUGGACUUGGUCUGAAUGUUAACUAACAGCUUCGUGUCAUCCGUGCAUGUGAACACACACGUGCAUGCACACUCCUUCACCUUUUUAAUGUGAAUCCUAACGAUGUUUACAGCGACUGGAGGAACCCUGAGACGCUGCUGGACGUUCCACACGUGUCUUUAGCUGUCUGAAUAUUUCGUCUUCCGCCCGAGACACAAACUGAGGCUGAGCGUGGAGGACAGACAGCGGCUGGUCGUCCUCCUCCGUCCUCUAAGAGUCCAAUCUGUCACACAUGUUGGUUCUGUUUUUAAGAGAAGAUAAAAGAGUCCAGAUCUGAUUAAAGGAGAAUUCUGACUUAUUUCAACCUGACGAGUUUCACGUUAACGGACUUUCUGCAGCCUCUAAAGAGAAAGAUAGUUUUCUUACAAGUUUUUAGUUUUCCAAAGCAGAAAUCUGUCAUUUUUCCAACUGUGUUAGCUUUAAAAGCUGCACAAUACUGGAAGAAAUCCGAUAUCACAACAUGAAAACAUCAAGUACUUUAUCCAGAUGACUUGAAUUACAGCAACUGCAAGACAGAAAACCUGUUUUUGGUCGACGUCUUUUGUUCCGAAGCUGAAAUAUUUCAGUGCAAUUAAUUUAUUUCUGCAGCCAAAUCUUCCUUUUUUACUUUUUUCUCCUGUUCCUCACUUGUUUUGCUGUAACAAGUGUUUUUGGAUGACUUCUAAGUCAUUUCCAAUAGAUUUUGAGUCACAUCGUGCAAGUUUUUCGUUAUAUUGGAGACUUUUAGUGCUGAUUUUGAGUCAUAGUAGACCAAUUCAAGGUAAUUUUACACACAUUUUAAGUAAUUUUCCACCAAGUUUGAGUCUAAUUGACUGUGGAAGAAACGUUUCAAGUCACUUUGGACCAUUUUAGUUAUUCCAAGCAGGGUUUGAGUCAUUUUAGACAAGUUUCAAGUAGUUUCAAACCAUUUUUAAGUAGUUUUGAGAAUAUUUUAGGUCAUUUUGAAGAACUUUGAGUCAUUUUAUUCAAAUUGUAAGUCAUUUUGGACAGUUUCUAAAUAAUUGUAGACAACCUUCAAGUCAUUUUGAGUCAUUUUGCACCAUUUCUGAAUGUUUUUGGACAUUUUUUGUCUUUUUCAACAGGUUUUUUGUCAUUUGGGACACAUUUAGCUGACUUUAAAAACUUUCAAGUCAUUUUGGACCAUUUAUAUUUAAUUUUGGGGAUCAUUUCACAGAACAUGUCUCAUUUUGGACAAAUUUAAAGUAAUUUUGAGUCAUUUUGCGCCAUAUUUGACUCUUUUUGGACAGGUUUCAAGUAACUUUAAAAUAAUUUUGGAGAUGUUUCAAGUAAUUUCUGAGAACUUGUCUCAUUUUGGACAAGUUUCAAGUCAUUCUGGACAGGUUUAGAGUCAUUUCACACCAACUUUGAGCCAUAUUGGACCAUUUUUGCAUCAUUUUGAACACAUUUCAUGUCAUUUUGGAGAAGUUGCUUCUUAUUUCGGUCAAAUUUUGAAUCAUUUUGAUCAAGCAGACCCAAAAAAACCCACAUUGAAGUGAAAUGCGGCAGGUUGAAAUGAACCAGAAUCCUCUUUUAAUGAGUGAAAUAGUAGAAAAUCAGCCCGAAGCUUCCACCCAGAGUCCAGACGCCCUUUACAGAAACGACAAUCACAGUCAGAGUCCUGCAGAGAGUCGAACCUUCACCGACGAGGAAAUCACUCGAUUCGUUAUUUAUUCCUUUAACUUAUUGAUCGAGACUCAGCGGCUCCAAUCUUCCACGAAUUCUAACGCUCAAAGUGCCAACAGCUUCACAGAUGAAACAAAUCUCUCUUUUAGUUUGUGGUGGGAGAUGAAUCCUCGUUAAGUCGCGAUCACUGGACCAAACGUCGGAGGCCUCGGACGCUCCCAGAGGAAGGACGAACCGUUUCCCUCCCGUUCUGUCCGCUGGCGCCCUCUACAGGCUGCGUUCGGAGGUUUUUGUGUGUUUGCAUGAGGUGUUUCCAAACGUAUUUAAUCUCAUGCCGACUAAUAAACUGUUCCGUGGAAUGCUCCUCGGCUCCAGAGUCCGAAACGUGAACUUUGUGGAGUUUUUUUUUUCUAUAAAUAACAAACCGGUGAUUUAAAAAAAAAACGAAAAAAAAAACAAGCAGCUAAAAUGUACCUUUGAGAACUUCUAGACGUUUUUUAACCGCGUGUGGCCGUGUUUACUGUUUUUUCUAGUUGACUAAUACCGUAUGAUGUUGUGUAUAAGUGGGACUACUAUGUUUUAUUCCUUCCAACUGUACAGCGUAUUUCAGGAGGAGAAUUAGUUGCACUAUAACCUGUAAUUCUUUCAUUUCUGUCGGGGCUGCAGGUUCACUUCCACUUCAAUUAAACUAAAUUUAACCGACAUUUGACCCGUUAAAUGACAUUUAAUGAGUGAAAAAAGCUGCAGAUGGAUGUUUGUUUUGGUAAAUUCCAAUCCGGGAGCUUAAUGGAUGCAGUUAAACGACACUUUUUGAAGUGAAAGUGAACCGAUUUGUUGAUUUAUUCGUCUUUUGGAUGGAUUGAUUUAACCGACACUGUGUAAUAAUCCACAAUUUGGCAAAGUCAGAAGGGAUUUUCAGAGAUAUAACGUGGCCCAUAUGUGUGUGUGUGUGAGUGUGUGACUUUGUUUUCUGUGUGGCGGUGAAUUAUUCAGCUUUAAAACCCAGAAUCUGCAAAAGAAACUCCAAUUUAAUCCAAACCAGAACUUGUUAAAGAUGAAUGAAAAGCAAUAAGAGCAGGAACAAGAUGUUUUAAAGUAUCAGAGUCACUUUUAGCUGCAGAUUUAUUCAUUUCGACUCUAAGAAAAGUCAGUUUGUGGCGCCUUCAAGUUCACAAUUAGUAGAAAAAAGUGAAGCCAGGAUCGUGUUUUGUCUAAAUUCUGUCAGCUAUCAGGUCAAUAAAUGAUUAAAUACAUCAGAAGCUGCUGAUUUAGAUCAACUUUUUUACUUGCAAUCAGUGUUUUGAAGGAUUGUUUGACAGAAUUUUGUUGCAUCAACUUAAUAUUUUGUGUAAUUUCAACUCAGAUUUCUACAUUAGUUGGUUUAAAACUAAACACAAGUUGAGGUAGCUAAACAAAAUUGGCUUAAUAACCUUAUUUUCCCCUUUUUCCCCCUUUUCACGUACUUAACUGGUGAUUAAAAAUACAUUUAGCUGUACAGGAAAAGCUAAAUUCUCUAGCUCAGUGGAGUUUGUUGGUUGAAUGUAAUUUCAUUCGGAUUCUGAAUCUGAAUAUUUGGUGAAAUGUGUUCUUCUAUCAGCUGGCUAGCUCAUGCUAAUCCUAUUUAGCAAUGAAUUUUGUUCAAAUAUAUUAAUGAGAGUAGCUUAAAUUCUGUAGAAAAGUCUACUUUUCGUCGUAUUAUAAUUGAAAAUAUCGCCAAAUUUAUUACUUUAGUGGAAUUUAUUUGUAAAAGUACCUGAAAAUGUGCCAGAAUUAUUUGUUUAUCCUGAACAAAAGGUGAAAAAAUGAAGCUAUCAAAUGCAUUUCAUUGAGUUCCUUUAACUUAAAUUUAGCUACCAUUCAACUAGCACAGAAAUUUGAGUUUAAAUUAGAGCUAAAAUUUGAGUUGAUGUGACAUUUGUUCGUCAAACCAACCAUAGAAAUAGUGCUUGCAACUUUAACUGUUUCUCUGGAUCAGUAAAUUUGAAUUUUAUUGCAUUUAUGCAUCUAAUUAAAUGGAAUAAGUUGUCAGAUGAGCAUUUAGAGGAUUCAAUAAUCAGAUUACAUUCAUGAGUUCAGGUUCUGGGUUUAAAGUUUAAAAUCCUCCGCUGAUACGAAGCCGUCCGUUGGUUGAACUCCUUCUCUUUUUACAGCUGAUGUACAGAAACUAGAAGCUGGGAUUAAAGUAGAGCGUGGAGAAGGAACGACUAA
Messenger RNA from Acanthochromis polyacanthus (spiny chromis), 5813 nucleotides. RefSeq names its product sodium/potassium transporting ATPase interacting 2 (gene nkain2). The coding region runs from base 951 to 1577 and encodes 208 amino acids. The transcript has 7 exons. The record is from RefSeq and is a predicted model, not a curated record. NCBI's taxonomy places the organism in Eukaryota, Metazoa, Chordata, Actinopteri, Pomacentridae. Gene Ontology annotation, biological process: regulation of sodium ion transport.